AUGAGGAUACGCCAUCGCCUAAAUACCACUUGGCUUGUCUAUAUACCUCUUGCAAUCCUUUAUGCAUCCGCUGUUACCGCUUUUUCAGUUACAUCGCCGUCAUCUAAUACGCGGAUCGAACAAGGAGCAGCUUUUUUAGUAUCAUGGGCUGAUCUCACUGGCAACGCUAGCAGCCUUGCUAUCACCGUAGCUCAAGGUCCUAGUGCUGAUGCUCUUUUGGUUAAAGCAACCCUUGCUACUAUAUCAUCACCAGGCACUAGUGGAUCCACAACCGUGUCUUUUCCUAGUACCAUUGCAGCAGCUGACAACUACUUUUUACGACUUUCAGCUAACACGGUCCCAACUUCGGUGGCUGUUCAAGGACCAUUAGGUGUCUUUUUGCCAAACAGCAUUACACCUAGUCAAAGUUCAGCUGUGCCUUCAAGCAAUAGCAGUGUGCAACCAACCACUGCAAGUUCACAAGCGCCAUCCUCAUCUUCCGCUGCAUCUAGUGUCCGCCCCAGUAGUAGUGCUUCAUCUUUACCACCUAUAUCCUCCUCAUCCAGUGUUGCUUCUUCAUCCGGAAUAUCGACAUCAAGUAGUUCCUCAUCAUCAACAUCCUCACCUACACCAUCAAAUGGAUCAAAAGAUGAUGAUAAUAAUAGUGGGUCAACCUUAUCGGCAGGUGGUAUUGCCGGCAUUGCAAUUGGUGGAGUUGCUGCAGCUGCUCUGGUCUUUGGAGGUGCCAUUUGUUUGAGGAAAACCGGCAACAGCAAUAGCAAAAAGCAUGCUGAUACUACAGCUGCCGAGAUUUUUGCUAGUCCACCAGGAUACAAAAAGCCGCCACCAUCGUCUCAAUCACCACUACCACGCACAAGGUCACCACAGCUACCCAAUAUGAUGCAACCUAUGCCCGCUUCUUCAAUGCCACAAGGUCAAUUUUACUCCACUGGUUAUGAGGAUCACAAUAACUACUAUUAUGGUGGUGGUGCAGCAGCAGCAGCAGCUUACGACGAACAACAACAACAUUAUAGUGGAUAUGGGUAUCACCCAGCUGCCGUUUACAUGCCCAGCUUAUCCCAUUAUCCACAACAACAACCAACAACCUAUAACGAUCAAGGGUAUCAACCAUCUUAUUACAAUCAAGGUGCUCCAUACGCUGCAGGGUACCCUGAACAACCACCAUCUUCGCAACCACAAUACCCUAAUGCUAGCGCGUACUAUGCUAACUCAACGACACCAUACCAUGCUGUAUCACCAACACCACCAUCGGCAGUACAUCAGCAACCAUCCUCGGUUCCACAUACACCUAUGUCACCUACGAUGCCAUCCCAUCCACCAAACAAUGCCGGAGGCCCUGGUGGACAUGGUACGGCGGAUGUAUAG
Molecule: messenger RNA, 1365 nt
Organism: Lichtheimia ornata
Lineage: Eukaryota; Fungi; Mucoromycota; Mucoromycetes; Mucorales; Lichtheimiaceae
Exons: 2
Coding region: 1-1365 (454 amino acids)
Source: RefSeq, a predicted model, not a curated record